Molecule: messenger RNA, 4994 nt
Organism: Spea bombifrons (plains spadefoot toad)
Lineage: Eukaryota; Metazoa; Chordata; Amphibia; Anura; Pelobatidae
Gene: CFTR
Product: CF transmembrane conductance regulator
Exons: 27
Coding region: 36-4490 (1484 amino acids)
Biological process (GO): bicarbonate transport; chloride transmembrane transport
Cellular component (GO): apical plasma membrane; plasma membrane; cytosol
Molecular function (GO): ATP hydrolysis activity; ABC-type transporter activity; ATP binding
Source: RefSeq, a predicted model, not a curated record
CUUACUGUGCCUGGAAGGAGCAGCACAGUGCCACCAUGCAGAGGUCCCCACUGGAGAAAGCCAACAUCUUGUCCAAGAUCUUCUUCAGCUGGACAAAGCCAAUUUUAAGGAAAGGGUACAGGCAGCGGCUAGAAUUAUCAGAUAUUUACCAAAUUCCCAGCGAAGAUUCUGCAGAUAAUCUUUCUGAAAGGUUGGAAAGAGAAUGGGACCGGGAAUUGGCAACAUCAAAGAAGAAUCCUAAAUUAAUCAAUGCACUGAAAAGAUGUUUUUUAUGGAAGUUUAUUUUUUAUGGUAUUUUAUUAUAUCUUGGGGAAGUCACAAAAGCAGUUCAACCACUUCUUCUCGGAAGAAUCAUAGCUUCAUAUGACCAAGACAAUUCUUUUGAGCGGUCGAUUGCUUAUUAUUUAGCAAUUGGCCUUUGUCUACUUUUUGUAGCGAGAAUGCUGCUUCUACAUCCUGCUAUUUUUGGUCUCCACCAUAUAGGAAUGCAAAUGAGAAUAGCAAUGUUUAGUUUAAUUUACAAAAAGACCCUAAAACUUUCAAGCAAAGUACUGGAUAAAAUAAGCACAGGGCAGCUUGUAAGCCUCCUCUCCAAUAACCUUAAUAAAUUUGACGAGGGUCUGGCUCUGGCCCACUUUGUCUGGAUUGCUCCACUGCAAGUUCUGCUGUUGAUGGGUCUGCUUUGGGAUCUGCUGCAAGCUUCAGCAUUCUCUGGUCUUGGAUUUCUUGUUAUAAUUGCCCUAUUUCAAGCAUGGCUAGGACGCAGGAUGAUGAAUUAUCGAGACAAGAGGGCAGGGAAGAUCAACGAGAGGCUUGUGAUCACAUCUGAAAUUAUUGACAACAUCCAGUCAGUAAAGGCUUAUUGCUGGGAGGAUGCCAUGGAGAAAAUCAUUGAAACCAUACGGGAGACAGAACUAAAGCUGACCCGAAAAGCCGCUUAUGUGAGAUACUUCAACAGCUCAGCCUUCUUCUUCUCGGGCUUCUUUGUGGUGUUCCUCUCUAUUUUACCACAUUUGCUAACAAAUGGAAUUUCUAUUCGAAAAAUCUUUACCACCAUUUCUUUCUCCAUUGUGCUUCGGAUGUCAGUAACAAGACAGUUCCCAUGGGCAGUGCAGACGUGGUAUGACUCGCUCGGAGUGAUCAAUAAAAUACAGGAUUUCUUACAAAAAGAAGAGUAUAAAUCACUGGAAUACAAUCUGACAACCACAGAAGUUGCAAUGGAAAAUGUGUCAGCUUCUUGGGAUGAGGGAAUUGGCGGGUUCUUUGAAAAGGCAAAACUUGAAGCAAAUGGAGACAGUGCUUCUAACGAAGAUCCAAAUCUAUUCUUCAGCAAUUUUUCUCUGCAUAUCACUCCUGUACUUUCAGACAUCAAUUUUAGGAUAGAAAAAGGGGAACUUUUGGCAAUUGCUGGGUCUACUGGAGCUGGGAAGACAUCACUUCUGAUGAUGAUCAUGGGAGAACUGGAGCCGUCGGCAGGAAAAAUUAAGCACAGUGGCAGAAUAUCAUUCUCUCCUCAAGUCUCGUGGAUCAUGCCUGGGACAAUCAAAGAAAAUAUAGUGUUUGGUGUUUCCUAUGACCAGUACAGAUACCUGAGUGUCAUUAAAGCCUGUCAGCUGGAAGAGGACAUCGCAAAAUUUUCCGAAAAGGAUAAUACAGUGCUUGGAGAAGGAGGCAUCACACUGAGUGGAGGACAGAGGGCCAGGAUAUCUCUAGCAAGAGCAGUAUAUAAAGAUGCUGACCUCUAUCUCCUGGACUCCCCAUUCAGUUACCUUGACUUGUUUACAGAAAAGGAAAUAUUUGAAAGCUGUGUUUGCAAGCUAAUGGCCAACAAAACUAGAAUUCUGGUCACUUCCAAAUUAGAGCAGCUUAAGAAAGCUGACAAAAUCCUACUAUUACAUGAAGGAAGUUGUUACUUUUAUGGGACAUUUGCUGAACUUCAAGAACAACGACCAGACUUCAGCUCUCAGUUGAUGGGCUUUGAUGCUUUUGACCACUUCAGUGCAGAAAGAAGAAACUCAAUAUUGACAGAAACUCUUAGAAGGUUCUCUAUUGACAGUGACCCAACAGCUGUCAAAAAUGAUGUUAAAAACAAGUCAUUUAAGCAAACUGCAGAACUUAUGGAAAAACGAAAAAACUCAAUUAUUAACGCUCGGAAAUCAAGCAGGAAAUUUUCUAUCAUGCAAAAAGCUCAGCAACAAAUGAGCGGAAUUGAAGAAGAAUCCACUACAGAACCAGGAGAAAGAAAAUUGUCCUUGGUGCCUGACUCCGAACAAGGAGAAGCAAUUUUACCCAGGAGCAACAUUCUUAACACAGGGCCCAAUUUUCAAGGACGAAGAAGACAGUCUGUGUUGAACCUAAUGACUGGAACAUCUAUAUCCCAAGGUCCAAAUGUUUACGCAAGAGGCGGUGCAUCCAUUCGGAAAAUGUCGAUGGCUCCCCAGUCCAAGCUGUCAACAGAUAUAGACAUUUACAGCAGACGCUCUUCCCAAGAUAGUGUUAUUGAAAUCAGUGAAGAAAUUAAUGAAGAAGAUUUAAAGGAGUGUUUCUUAGAUGAUACAGAGAGUAGUACGCCAACCACCACAUGGAGCACGUAUCUCAGAUACAUUGCAGCGCACAAGAAUUUAAUUUGCGUUCUCAUCUUCUGUUUAGUGAUUUUUUUAGUUGAGGUGGCUGCUUCCCUGGUUGGGCUAUGGCUUAUUAGCGAAAAUGCUCCUGAAGACAAUAGGACAAGCAAUGGGAAUUCAACUGGCAAGGACCCUGUAAUUAUCACCACUACUAGUGCUUACUACAUUUUCUACGUAUACGUUGGGGUGGCGGACUCCCUGCUAGCACUGGGCAUUUUCCGAGGCUUGCCUUUAGUGCACAGCCUUAUUACUGUCUCCAAGGUGCUCCACAGGAAGAUGCUACAUGCUAUAUUACACGCUCCUAUGUCCACCUUCAAUACAAUGAGGACAGGGCGGAUACUCAACAGAUUCUCAAAAGACAUAACAAUUUUAGAUGACCUGCUUCCCCUUACAAUAUUUGACUUCAUACAGUUGGUCCUUAUUGUGAUUGGGGCAAUCACUGUGGUAUCGAUUCUGGAGCCCUACAUCUUCCUGGCCACCAUUCCUGUCAUCGCUGCUUUUGUUUUACUCAGAUCCUAUUUCCUCCAUACAUCACAGCAGCUAAAACAACUGGAAUCUGAAGCUCGCAGCCCAAUUUUUACUCACCUGAUAACAAGUUUAAAGGGUUUAUGGACCUUAAGAGCUUUUGGAAGGCAGCCGUAUUUUGAAACCCUCUUCCACAAAGGGUUAAAUUUACAUACAGCCAACUGGUUCCUCUACUUGUCCACGCUGCGCUGGUUCCAGAUGACAAUUGAAAUGAUUUUUGUUAUCUUCUUCUGUGCUGUUACUUUCAUCUCCAUUGCAACAUCAGGUGCUGGACGAGAAAAGGUUGGCAUAGUCUUAACUUUAGCUAUGAAUAUAAUGAAUACUUUGCAGUGGGCAGUAAACUCAAGUAUUGAUGUGGACAGUUUGAUGCGUUCAGUUAGUAGAAUUUUCCGAUUUAUUGACAUCCCAAGAGAAGAUCUGAAACACGAAAACAAAAUUAAAGAAGACAAACUGUCUGAGGUUCUAAUAAUUGAGAAUGAGUAUGCAAAGAAAGAACAAGAAUGGCCGUUUGGAGGUCAAAUGACAGUCAAAGACCUUUCUGCAAAAUAUGUGGAUGGAGGCCAUGCUGUGCUGGAGAAUAUCUCUUUUAAUAUCAGCCCUGGCCAAAGGGUGGGCCUUUUAGGAAGAACUGGUUCAGGAAAAAGCACCUUGCUCUCGGCGUUUUUGAGAUUGCUGUCUACACAAGGGGAUAUUCAGAUUGAUGGAGUAUCUUGGCACACAACUCCUCUCCAAAAAUGGCGAAAAGCUUUCGGAGUUGUACCACAGAAAGUGUUCAUAUUUUCUGGAACUUUCCGUAAAAAUCUCGACCCCUAUGGAAAAUGGAACGAUGAAGAAAUCUGGAGGGUUGCUGAGGAGGUUGGUUUAAAGUCGAUCAUUGAGCAGUUCCCGGGCCAACUGGAUUUCAUUCUUCUGGAUGGUGGCUGUGUUCUAAGCCAUGGACACAAACAACUUGUGUGCUUGGCAAGAUCUGUCCUCAGUAAAGCCAAAAUCCUUCUCCUUGAUGAACCUAGUGCUCAUUUAGAUCCCAUAACGUUUCAGAUCAUUAGGAAAACGCUAAAACAUUCUUUUGCAAACUGCACUGUAAUACUGUCAGAGCACAGACUGGAGGCCAUGUUGGAAUGCCAGUUCUUCUUGGUAAUUGAAGAGAACACGGUGCGACAGUAUGAUUCUAUUCAGAAGCUAAUGAACGAAAAGAGCUACUUUAAACAGGCCAUUAGUCAUUCUGAUCGCUUGAAACUAUUCCCUCUACAUCGGAGAAACUCCAGCAAAAGAAAAUCCAGACCCAAAAUCACUGCCUUACAGGAGGAAACCGAAGAGGAGGCUCAGGAAACGAGACUCUAAGCACACACAAAUACAAAAGUAAAGUGGGAUCAUACGGAUACUUUUAUAUGUAUCCAUGGCAGUUGCUACAAGUGUCAAUGUUACUCCUAAACAUAUGAAAGUGUUAAAAAAACAAAACAACAAACACUAAAAUAUGUUUAUUAUUAUAUAUCAUAGAAAUCUCAAUGCUGUCCAUCAGUUUACUAGAUAAUUAUUCAUUAUCACACGACUAGGCAGACAUAACUGGAGACACUCAGUCACACUCUCUUUUUAUUGCUCUGACAAUGUAACUUUUUUUUUUCAAUACAAAAAAUGGAAUAUGUGUGAAGAAAAGGCAAAUGCUGGCAUAAUGAUGUCCAUGUAAUGAUGUCAUAACAGACUGAAUCUCUGAUUUCUUUUUGUAAACUGCCAAUGUUUCUUAUAACAUAUUUCUAUUAUUUAGCAGGGAUUUUAUUUUUGGUUUGUUACAUCAAAUUUAAGGCAUUAGUUACCCUAACAACUACCACAUUUCAGAAAUUUUUUUUU